CUCUUCUCCACCACCCGCCUCCACCUGCUUCUCGUGCUUCUCCGUGCCAGCUGGGCUGCUCCGCUUCGUUACCGUCACACUUCGUUAGCCGCACACCUCCAGCCGACGCCCGAGGUCCGAGCACAGCAGCGGUCUCCAGCACCGCAGUCCGCGGGCGCCUAGACGCGCAGAGACAGAGAGAGAGAGCGCCGCCGCCAGAGCGACCUGUCAGGCUGUGCGCUGUCCGACAAUCGCAGCGCCGUACGCGACGCUCUCGCUGCCGCCACAGCUGACGCUGUGUGCCUGGCAUCAUGGACGCGGCACUGCAAAAGGCCCUGCUGGACCGCGUGUACGACCGCCGCAAGGCGGCCACGCUGGACCUCGAGAAGCAGGUCCGCGAGGCGCUGGUCCGCGGAGAUCGCGCCCGCAUCAACCUCAUAGUGCAGCAGCUCUGCGCCCUGCUCGCAUCAAGCAGCCCGCAGAACAACCAUGCGCGCAGCGGUGGCCUCAUCGGCCUCGCCGGCAUCGGCAUCGCACUGGGUUUGGAGAUUGCGCCCUAUCUGGAGCAGGUCGUUCCUCCGGUGCUCGCGUGCUUCAGUGACCCCGAUAGCAAGAUCCGCUACUUCGCCUGCGAGUCGUUCUACAACAUUGCGAAGGUGUGCAAGGGCGAGAUCCUCAUGUACUUCAACGAGAUCUUCGACGCCCUGUCCAAGCUCGCUGCAGACUCGGAGCUCUCCGUCAAGAACGGUGCAGAGCUGCUGGACCGCCUGCUGAAGGACAUUGUCUGCGAGGCGGCGCCCCACUACGUCUCCGCGUACCAGGACAUCGCCCUGAUCCGCGCGCGCCAGGAUGCGAGCAGCGGCAACAUCGGCGGCGAGGCAGAGCUGGAGGUUGCGCGCGAGAAAGCUGCCGCUGCGUCCGACUCGGAGCAGGUUGACCUUGCGCGCAACAAGGUCUUCUCGCUUGCCCGCUUCGUGCCGCUGCUCGCCGAGCGCAUGUACGUGCUCAGCCCCUUCACGCGCAACUACCUCGUCAGCUGGAUCACCGUGCUGGACUCGGUCCCCGACCUGGAGCUCGUGCACUUUCUCCCGGCCUUCCUCGACGGGCUCCUCAAGUACCUCUCAGACCCGAACACCGACGUGCGCAUCGCGACGCACAACGUGCUGGCAGACUUCCUGCGCGAGUGCAAGGCCGCCGCACGGCCGCAAAGGCGCAGCGCGCCGGCGUCCUCAUCACGCGGUCCCUCGGCGCAGACACGCUCUGCCCUGGAGACGUCUGCGGAAGGUGCCGCAAGCGACGCAGCAGCUGCCACGUUCGAAGAGCUGGAGGAGGCCGUGGUCGACGAGCACGAGGAGGCAGAAGAGGACACCGGUGCAGACGAAGAUGUGUGGGUGCCUGCCCUCGAGGUGCGCGUCGACUACGCGGCGAUCACCGAGAUCCUGGUGAACCACGUCAGCUAUCCGGACGAAGAGAUCCAGGCGACGGCGCUGCAUUGGCUGUCGGAGUUUCUGCUGGUCGUCCAGGACGUCGUCGUUCCGUUCACGCACCGCCUCAUUCCCGCCAUCCUUCCGUCGAUCGCACACCACAGCCCGGCCAUCCAGAGCGCGGCAAAUGCGACUAACACGAACCUGUUCCGCGUCCUCCAGGAGCUGCCGGUCAGCGUGCCGCCUCCGACGUCUCGCUCGUCCGCAUCUGUGCAGGGCGGCGACGCACGGGCUGCCACGACGAGCCGAGGCCAGCCGUCGGCGCCUCCCGCUUCAACCCUGAGCGCAUCAGGCUCUUCCACCACGACGGCGUCCAGGCCUCACGAGCGGGUCGAGACCGCAUCGAGCGCCGGCGAUACUGCGUCGAGCAGGAACACGUCCGGUGUCGCGGGCAGCGCGGCACAGACCAUGUCCCCGCAGCUCUCCCCGCGCGCACCGCCGCGGCCCUUCCCGACUAAGGACGGUGCAUCAGAGGCAGCUGACGCGGCGACUGCACCCGACGAGGAGACGGGCUCGUCGCAGUCGCAGCCGCACGCCGAUGCGCUGGACCUGCACGCGACCGUCAACGUGCUCACGCUCCAGCUCAUCGACGAGCACGAAGAGACGCGUGUGGCUGCCCUCGAGUGGCUGCUGAUGCUGCACCAGAAGGCGCCGCACAAGAUCCUGGCGAUGGAUGACGGCACGUUCCCAGCGCUGCUCAAGACGCUCUCGGACCCCAGCGAGGAGGUGAUCCGCUCCGACCUGCGCCUGCUGGCGCAGAUCAGCAGCGCGUCCGAGGAGCGCAACGACGCAUACUUCCGCUCCUUCAUGGUCAACCUCGUCAGCCUCUUCAGCACGGACCGCCGGCUGCUCGAGACGCGCGGCAGCCUCAUCCUGCGGCAGCUCUGCGCCUCGCUGCACACCGAGCGCAUCUUCCGCACGCUGGCCGAGAUCCUCGAGCGCGACGAGGACCUCGAGUUCGCCAGCGUCAUGGUCACGAACAUGAACAUGAUCCUCAUCACGUCGCCCGAGCUCGCCGACUUCCGCCGGCGGCUCAAGAACCUCGACUCGCGCGACGGGCAGCAGCUCUUCGCGAGCCUGUACCGCAGCUGGUGCCACAACGCCGUCGCCACGUUCAGCCUCUGUCUGCUCGCACAGGCGUACGAGCACGCCAGCAAUCUGCUGCAGAUCUUUGCCGAGCUUGAGAUCACGGUCGCGCUCCUCAUCCAGAUCGACAAGCUGGUGCAGCUGCUCGAGUCGCCGAUCUUCACCGCGCUGCGGCUGCAGCUGCUGGAGCCCGAGCGCCACCCGUACCUCUUCAAGUGCAUGUACGGCCUGCUGAUGCUGCUGCCGCAGAGCUCUGCGUUUGCGACGCUGCGCAACCGCCUCAACGCCGUCAGCAGCAUGGGCUUCCUGCACGUUGCCGCGCCCCGCUCGCUGUACGGCGCCGGCAACAGCUCCGGCAGCGGGGCCAGCGGCGGCUCGCUGCCGUCCGGCGCUGCGGCCGGCUCUGGCAACUCCUCCACGGGACCCCGCAGCAAGCUCGGCAGCCGCGACGACAUCAAGUGGAACGAGCUGCUGACGCACUUCCGCAAGGUGCAGGCGCGCCACGAGCAGGCGCGCAGAGCAGGCGGGCUUGCCAGCGGGCUCGAGGCCGACGGCUCGCUGGUGCCAGGCAUGGCACGAGCGUCGCUGGGCGGCAGUCCUGGCGGGGCGGGCGCCCUGCGCGGGCCGCUGCCGGCAUCGCGCGUCGGCUCUGCAGGUUCGUCGCGCAGGAAAGCUAGCGGCGCGUCUGCACAUCCUCCAGGCUCUGGCAGCCGCUUUGGCAUGGGCUCAGCCACUGCGCCUGCGUCCUCGUCAUCGGGCAGCAAGCUCGCCAGCGCACCCGCCUCAUCGUCCUUCUUCGGCCUGCACCUCUCUGGCGGCGCCUCAUCUGCUGCGCCGGGGCCGUCGGUACCCUCCGGCACGUCGCGGCCGACCUCACCCAUCUCUGCCCGCAAGGGUCAGCCCAGGAACGUCAGUGCGCAGUUCGCGACGAAGAGGUAGACCGCAAUGCAUCAU
Tilletiopsis washingtonensis is the source of this 3503-nucleotide messenger RNA. RefSeq names its product ARM repeat-containing protein. Gene Ontology annotation, biological process: phosphatidylinositol biosynthetic process; positive regulation of kinase activity. The transcript has 6 exons. Gene Ontology annotation, cellular component: fungal-type vacuole membrane; PAS complex; endosome membrane. NCBI's taxonomy places the organism in Eukaryota, Fungi, Basidiomycota, Exobasidiomycetes, Entylomatales. The record is from RefSeq and is a predicted model, not a curated record. The coding region runs from base 291 to 3488 and encodes 1065 amino acids.